UUUUUUCUUUUUUUUUGUUUUUCAAACAGUUUUCCCAUUUCUCAUCUUCGGUUUUAACCCGUUUACCCCUCAUUCGUUCGUCGUUCUUAAGUUCGUUAAGAGUCGCGCGUUACGGUUGUAUACAAGGCGUACAACGAUCGGAACACCAAGGACACUUCGGCUUCGGUUUGAGGCGGCUAAUCGCAACGUACGGAAAGGGUGAUAAGCGAUCCGUCGAUCGUCAUCGGGAAGAUAUCGCAUCGAUCGAGAUUAUUGUUCGGGGUGACUUACGCUGAACGGAGAGGAGCGGAGGGUGGUUUUAAGGAGGAGAAAAGAGAGAGAGAGCCAUGGAACGGACAACAAUGUCGAUGCGGAUGAAGACUGGCGAGCCGAUAAAAUGGAACGGGGAGUAAGAAGGGAGCUCUUCUCCCCCUGCCCCCUUGCCCCCCGCCCCGCCAUCCCUCCGCCCCACCGACAAUAACCCUUGGCCGUCGUUGCGUUGUUUAUGGUGUACAUGCAGUGUGUGUGUGCGUGAAUUUGAUCCGACAGUGUCCGUAAUCGUAAUACUAAUCGGCGAUGCGACGCUGCGCGUGUUAUUGACAGUUUGCCGAACGGUGAGGGGUGGUGAGAAAACAGAAGGAAAGAAGGGAGACGAAGAGGAAGAGGAAGAAGAAGAGGAAGAGGAAAGGGCUUGACGAAGAAAUGGUGCGGAAUCGGUCGAACUAUCGCCACUGACAAUGUAAUAAUGGUAGCGUGAAGUCGUAUAUAAACGAAUUACGUACGAUUCGUGUAUCGAAACAGUGCGGAAAGCGGUGAGAAGAGGAGAUAAUACAUAGUUUAAUUUAUACACGGAGUUGAUUGAUUGUCGCUGAAUCGAUAGCUGUAUUGUUGUUGUUAAAUUGUGACGAUGAUGAUAAUUAACGUGUGGACCUGCCGCCGGAGGAACGAGAGAUUAUUUUAAUCUUUUAUCAAGAAUGCACUGAGGAAACGAGAGGUGGAAGGACUUUGAGAUGUCAGCUGUCACCAGUCCGUAUGGCCCCACGGAGAUGCUGUCCGACUCCGUUUACAAUUACGCAACGGCUCGCACCGCCGAUCAGGACUCUGACUCUCAGUUCGAGUCGCAAACGCCGAUCCAGAUAUCGUCGGGUCAAAAGCCUAGGAACAAAAGGAAGAAUUUUAAACCAAUUAGCAGCCGGAUGGCCGAGGUCUCGGACGAGUCUGAUCGCGAGGAGGUCGACAGGUACAUCGACGAGGAGGACAACCAGAUUGACAAUAACUCGAACGACAACGCCGUCGAGAUACUCGAGUACGAGAGAAAGAAAAUGCUACCGGUCGACGAACAGCGGGUCAAACUUCCGACGGACGAGAGGGUGAAGCAGGGCUUGAACAACAACGAGGCCAGUCCGAUGGAUCUCUCGGUUACGACCCGGCCUGCCUCUUCCGAGGCUGACGACGACAGCAGCGACUCGAUGAGGCACAAGUUCAUCCUGGAACAACUCAGGUCCCAGAAGCUCUACUCCCCGAGUCGCGAGGUAAGGAGUCCUACCUCGGAUUCGUCGGAGAAAAGCGGCGGCAGUGGCGUACCACUCGACCCCGAGGUCGCGGGGGGACGCCUCGACGUAAACGGCGGCCAAUUCGACGACGAGCGACCCGGGACCGAGGAGAGGGUACCGACCCAGGGGAUGAGGGAGUACGCCGAGUCGACGAUGCAGGAACUCCUCGCGAUCUACGGCCUCGGCGGAGAGCUCGCCAAGUCAGUCACGAGGCAGCUUCCGCCCACUUUUCUCAAUCCUCCGGCCAGCCAUACCCAGGGAAAGAUGAACGACUCGUCUUCAAUGGCGCCUGGAAGUCCACCGACGCCUCCUCACACGCCGCAGAGUCCACCGCGGCAGAAUGUCGCCUCGAGUUUGUCGCAGUCGAGUCAAACCUCGAAUCACGCCCCGCAAAAUUUCCCGCCGCAAUUACACGCGGUACAGAAUUCACCGCUAAGUCAAAUACUCGUACAGAAUCCCGCCCUCGCUCAGCUGCUACAGCAAAACCCGGCCAUCCUAACUCAGCAUCCCCAGCUCGCUCAGCUGCUGCAACAAAAUUUGGCGCAAAUGGGUUCCGUUCUAUUCCAAAACGUACGACGAGACGACGUCGAAGAAAGGGUUCCCCCCACAAUAGCCAGCCUGGCGGCAAUGACAGUCGAGGCAGCUGACCCCAAGGUUUCCGCACUGUUGAGGCAAAGCAUGUCCCCGGUGGCGGACCCCUUGAUCGGCAGCACGAAAUCUCCAGUUCCUCAGCCAAUAAUCGAUUACUCGCGAUACGUCCGUCGGUAUACGUCCGGCCAAGAAUGCGGUAACUCUUAUUGCAAGGAGUUGGGUUGCAGAGAACAUUUCCAUUGUCUCGACUGCAGUGGCAGGGUGUUUGUAAAGAAGGAGGAAAUGAUAAGGCACUUCAAGUGGCACAAAAAGAGGGACGAAUCCUUGCAGCACGGGUUUAUGAGGUAUUCGCCAACGGACGACUGCUCGGAAAGACACCCUGGCCGUGCCUGUCCCCACAACAGAAAGCAAACCCACUACCACUGCAUCCACGAGAACUGUGACAAGGUUUACAUAUCAACCUCGGACGUUCAGAUGCACGCCAAUUAUCACCGGAAAGACUCUGCUAUCAUCCAGGAAGGUUUUCAACGCUUCAGAGCCACCGAAAGCUGUGGCACGGAGUACUGUCCCUUCGCCGGUCAGCGCACAACUCAUUUCCACUGUCGCCGACCCGGCUGUCGAUUCACGUUUAAGAACAAGGCCGACAUGGAGAAACACAAAUCGUACCACAUCAAGGAUGAGCAACUGUCCCGCGACGGGUUCAAAAAGUUCAUGAAGUCGGAAGCCUGCCCGUUCGACCAGUGUCGCUUCUCCAGGGUCUGCAACCACAUCCACUGCAUCAGACCGCACUGCAGCUACGUCCUCCACUCGUCCGGUCAGCUGUUUUCCCACAAGCGUAAGCACGAGAGACACGACUCGGAAUUGGCCUACCGGAAGUACAAGCAGGCGGGAAGCACCGGGAUCCGACCUCCGAGUUCUUGGGCUCCGGAAGAUCUCGGAAGUCAGAGUCUCGCGCUCAGUUUGAACGGGGAAAGUUCUAACGAGGGGAGAGGCUCGCCGUCUUACUUCUCCUUGGAUGACUCCUUCCAGAGUGCGAGCGACCUCGCCAUGGACCUGACUUCUUCAGCUUCCGGUCCGCCUACGGGGAACUCGACCGUCACCACGAUGCCGAGCUACUCCGGCGAGCAGCAGCAGCAGCUAACUCCAGUCGAGCUAGCGUACCUGGCACCGGCCACCGCGGACUGCCCUUGUCAGCUGGGGCGGGAUCAUCACCACUGCGGCCUUGACCGCUGCGGGGCGACGCUGCGGGACCCGAGGGAGGUCAGGGAGCACCUCAGGGAGCACGAGACUCAGGAGAGGAUAACCGACGCGUACUUCGAGGAGGGCGGUUGCGAGGAGGGCUGUCCCUACAUGGACAAGGAGAAGCACUACCACUGCAACUGGGACAAUUGCCGCGAGGUGAUUCUCGCCACCGACAAACCCUUCCGGAGGCUGCAGCACUACAAGAUACACGAGUACAGCAGACAACUGAACCUUUCCUCCUCGUCUCACCCUCUAUCCUCCGACGUCACGUUGACCCACCUGACCAACAUCGACGCGAUGUUUAGGCGAAAAAGGGGCAGGCCGCCAAAGAACCGUGUCAUCGAAAUAUGGUCCGGCGGCGACCCAGCUACCCAAACUCACGACUCACCUCAGGCGAUUUUCACGAGCUUCAAACUACCAAAGCCGACUCCGUCGUCAACCCCGAACACCCCGACCGAGGAACGCGAGGGCAGCGUAUCUCCCUCGAACAGCCUCGGCGAACCCGAAGGAUUCUCAACGUACAACGCGGAGUGCUGUCCCGAGGCUGUCUGCGCCCUCAGAGCAACGAGGCAUCAUCACUGCUCCCAGCCUCGUUGUCAUUUUUCGACGGACCGUCCUGACCAGCUCCUUAUGCACAGCAAGGACUUUCACGAUAACGUUGACAUUUUGCCGGGGUUUUCAUUCUUCGACAAGAUGAUAGACUGUAAGCUCAACGGCUGUCACAGCAACCGGGUUAAUCGUCAUUUUCACUGCACCAGACCGAAUUGCGGAUAUUCUUUCGUACGGUACUCGGCUAUGGCUUUACACGAGAAACAACACAGUAAUUCCUCAAGCCAGGGUAGCGGGGGUACGAACGAACCGGAAAUUAGCGAGAUUAGCCAAGAUAUUAAACCGCGAAUUCAGGUGAAAAAUCCUGCUGAACUAAUUGACAAGCCGGAAGAAAAUUUCGUCGAGGAAACUGGCAGGACCAUCAUCACAGCUGACGACAAGGAGAGAGAGAUACCAAGUCCUGACUCGAGCAAGACUACGGUGGUGAGGGCGGCAGGCACCUAUUAUCCGGUCAGCGGACCGCCGAUCGAAACGGCACAUCCGGGCGCCAUGCUAUCCAUGCGAGCUUCCGGUCAUCAAGAACCCCAAGCAAUUCCAUCUACCAGUUCUUCACCCCACACUCUUUACGGACCAGAGCAGAGUUGUAGCCGGCCAUUUUGUAAGCUGAAGCGUAAAAACCAUUAUCACUGCAACGCGUGUAACCAAGCAUUCUCGGAAUUGGACAGACUGGUGGCCCACAUCGCAAAACACUCGACUGGGGCAAUCUUGAGCCAACAGCAACAUGAAGUGGGAAGUAGCGGCCAAAACUCGCAACUUCAGAGAGACGCGAUUCUGAAUCAACAACAGCACGAUUACCUCGCCCAGUUUUCGGUGCAGAAGCACGAAUUUAUGGCGCAAAAUGCCCAGAUUGCUCAGAACGUACAAAACUUUCAAAACAUGCAGAGGCAGAUCCAGCAAAAUCUGACAAUGAGUCAGCAGUCGGCCAAGGAGUGCAGCAUGACGAAGUCAGGAGACGGUGGCAAUAUGAACCAGAGGAUAGAUCAGUUGGCGGUGGCGAGCGGAACCAGCGUUAAACGUGAACCAGCGGAGAGCAAUCGCGAAGAAGAAAUGAUGCAUAACGAAAACGGCCAGGCGCAAUCACAGCUGAUGAAUCAGACGCAGUCCCUUCAGCAGCCGUCGAUUUCUCAGGGCUUUGAGAUUGAUCUUAGCCACGGAUUCCACUUUCCUAGUCCAGCGGUCAUGGCCGCGAUGAACCAACAGUUCGCACUUAUGAACCAAGCGUUGCCACCCUUCCUUCAGCAUGGCGGGAUGUACGCCGGUACUCCGGGACUUAUGUUCGCCCCGGGUCUGCCCCCGGGGAACUUUUUACCGCCUUCCAGAGACGAGAACCCAUUAGCGUCGCUGGCGGCGAACCUGAACCUUGGUGGUAAGAGGUCCUUGUCUCCCCCUGAUAGUAAUUCACCGGAAGCGAAGAAACAGAGGUUACAUCAUUCGAUGAGGAUGCUGAAGGACGAGCCCGUACCGGAGGGUUACGUGAGGUUCAGAUUCAACGAGGACUGUCGUUAUCAGCACUGUGGAUACCGCGAACACCAGACCCACUUUCACUGUAUGCGCCAAGACUGCGGUUACUCCUUUUGUGACAAGACGAGGUUUGUCCAGCACACCGCGCGGCACGAACGUCUUGACACUUUGAUGGGAGGUGACUUUCAGCAGUACAGAGCAAACGUACCUUGCGGUAGGCCCCAGUGCGCCUACACCUCUUCUUUGGGAUCGAUGCAGAACAAGGCGUCCCACUUUCACUGCUUGAAGUGUGACUUUGUCUGCACAGACACAAAUAAGGUCGUUGCUCAUCGGAGACAGCAUGCUAAGUUAGAUAGCAUUGCCGCAGCUGGUUUCCAGAAAUUCACACCCAGCCAACCUUGCGGCGCUGUACAGUGUCAACACUCCGGAAAGCAGACCCAUUACCAUUGCCUGCAGUGCCAGUAUGCGGUCUUGGGACUUGCGCAGAUGUCAGCGCACAAGUACCGGCACAUGGAUGACGGCGAAUGCUUGGACGAGGGGUGACGACGACCAAGCAUCUGCAUCGGCGUUGCUGCGCUGGUCGAUGUCAGAAGUAUGGACUAUCGAAUGGUGUAAGAAACAAACAAAAAAAACAAAACAUCAUACACUAACAGACGUGACGAUGGACGAAGGAGGAUCAAGAUAUUGAAGAGCGAAAAUAAACGUUAUAAAUAUAUAAUAUAAUAUGACCUUCCGGGGCAAAAAUUUUUUAAGACAAUAAGAUUAUCAUUGACGCGAUAUAGCUUUAGCAUGAAAAAAAGACAAACUUUAAUAUUUAACAAGUAUAAUAAUGUGUAACGUUGUAGAGAUAUUUACAUGGAAGUGUCGUACUAUACGGUUUUAGACUCGUAGUGUAUAGUUAGUAAAAUAGUGAAUAGAAUUAUCAUCGAAGGAUGAGGCGCAACAUACACUGAAUCAAAUUACUUGAUCAAAAACAAACAAGUCGAAUUGAAUAUUCUUCGAUCGAGGAAAUGACAAUUGGUUGGAGACGAUGGAGACCACCGGACAGACCUUACGAUGCCCAAGGUGAAGUAUGAACAGUCGAAUAAGUCAGUCCGGGUUUAUACAAAAAGACAAGGAAACAAAAGACAGCCGUAUUUAUUUUAAAUCGUAGAUAAUACGAAAUAUGUAUAUCAUAAUAGAUGAACUAAUACUGACUUAUGAUCAUUUAUAUAUUAUCGUACUAGAUUUAUUUCAUGGAUUAAAAAAUCCACGAGGUAAUAAAAAUAUUAUUGUAUUACGAACAGUAUUCAGAAAAUUAAAUAAAGACUGCCAGACGAAAUGAAUAUGAAUAAUAUUGAGGAGGUGAGAAUACGAAAUGCGAUAUACAUGGCAAAAUGGAAAAUUAUUAUUUUUUUUUUUUUUAAUUUUGCGAAACAGUAUAUAACAAGAAAGGUAUACUCUGAAAUCUAAAUCAAUUUCAUAUACUGUGUUGAUCAGAGAUGAAAAAUAAAUUUUCUAAUAUAUUUAAAUAAAAUCAUUGAUAUACACUGUAGGUUUCUUGCGUUGUUUCUAUAGGAUCAUGCUCAAGCGAAACAAUAUUCUGUACAUUCUAGUGUGUAGUUGAUGUAUUUGAAAGUUGCAUGUUGUAUGUAUACCACAGAAUUAUAAUUAUAUCGUAAUAUUGUAUCACAAUUGUAGGCACGGCGAUUAUUAUUACAAAAAAAAAUUUUUUUUUUUUUCAAUUACCGUUUUCGAAAAGCGAUUGCGACGUGUGAACAAGACUUGGUGAAUAUAUAGUGUUUUAUAGUUUCAGUCUUUAUUUUUCUGCCUUUUUGUUUUUGCAAACGGUCGGAGUUAUGUAUUUAUGUAUUUGAAGUGAACUAAUUAGGGAGACAGACACAGUUUUACAUGUAUUGCAGAUAUUUUUUAGAUAUAUAAAGCUAGAUAUGUGUAUACAACUGAAUACAUACAUAUAUCUUUCUGACUCACAUUAGGGUGCCUUUAGGGUGGUAACACAGUUAGAACCGUGCCUUAGCACCGAGAAACAUACAUACAGAGAUGAAAACGAACUUCUGGCAACUUGAGACAAAUAAUCUGAAUUUAGUGCCUUACACGACAAGAAAAAGUGAAGAAAACAAAAACAAAUUGUGAAACGAAUAAGGAAAUGAAACACGUGACACACCAAAUCUGUUUUAAAACCGACAACGUAGGUGUUAUGUAAAAUUUGUCCUAUUUCUCAGAUUUUUCACUGACUAUUUCCUAUCAUUACAACUUAAUGAAUAAAAUGAAACUACGUAAUGCUGUUGAAAAAUUUAUCUGUUUCUCUUGUCCGUCCUGUUGAGCGGAAUUCACACAAUUGUAAUGAACAAUAUAAAUUAAAAAAGUCCUGAAGUAAGCAAUUAUCGGGUGUUUGAUCGUCGUAUCGUUGAAUAGAGAACCGUCAAACGAAGGUGAAAAAAAAAUAAAUGUGAAAAUUACAAAUAGAAGAAACGUGAAAAUAAUAGUCUAAUUAUAUUAAUAGUAGCAUUCCAUAGGAAGUACACACUGAUAGUCAUCCAUCCUAGCCCUUGGCUUACAAUUUUCACGCAACAAUUGCGAUAGUAGUAACUUAUACGAAUAUAUAUAACCAGUAAUCGCGAAGAAAACGGGGGAGAGGAAAAAAGAGAAACAUGAUGAUGAUGAUGAUGAUAAUUAUAAUAAUAACAACAACAACAACAACAAUAAUAAUAAUAAUAAUAAUAAAAACAAAAAAGAACAUGUUAACUGGCAUCGGAUCCGUGCUUAAAAAUGGAAGUCGUAAUCACAGAGGGCUAGGCUAGCAGCCAUACGAGUGCCAUACCACAAAUAAUAAUAAUAAUGAUGAUGAUAAUAAUAACAAUAAUAAUAAUAAUAAUAACGAAAUAAAUAUACUUUUUAGAGAGAGAGAAAUCCCUGUAACAUAUUUAUUUAGCGUGUAGAUGUAUGCAUGAGAUAUAUAUUAUACAUAUAUAUAUACAUAUAUAUAUAUAUAUAUAUAUGUGUAUAUAUGUAUAUAUAUAUAUAAAUAUAUACAUACACAUAUGAGUAUAUAGGUGAUACAAUAAACACAUGUAUAAAUACACCGUUAAUUAAUAUUAUAUUUCAACUUAAGUAACAAAAACGAACAAAUUCAUUCAUAAAUACGAUGCAAUUGUCAGGAAAAUUGAAUCGAUUUUUGAACGUAACGUGAAUCGAUGCCUAUGAUACGCCCAUUUGUAUCUACGACACUUACGACUACCUUAGAUUUGAAAUCAAGUGAAUUACAAUGUACUCUAGGUUUAUUCAGAAUACAAUGUAAGAUCAUUAAUAUUAUAAUAUUUACCGUAUGGAUGUAUAAGAGAGAAUCAUUAUAUAAUUUUAUCCCUUA
This is a messenger RNA of Neodiprion fabricii, 8802 nucleotides long. RefSeq lists its product as uncharacterized. Gene Ontology annotation, biological process: positive regulation of transcription by RNA polymerase II; regulation of neuron differentiation. Lineage: Eukaryota; Metazoa; Arthropoda; Insecta; Hymenoptera; Diprionidae. Gene Ontology annotation, molecular function: DNA-binding transcription factor activity, RNA polymerase II-specific; RNA polymerase II transcription regulatory region sequence-specific DNA binding. The coding region runs from base 990 to 5978 and encodes 1662 amino acids. The record is from RefSeq and is a predicted model, not a curated record. Gene Ontology annotation, cellular component: nucleus. The transcript is spliced from 11 exons.